This is a messenger RNA of Octodon degus (degu), 2316 nucleotides long. It is a transcript of the gene Elac1, whose product is annotated as elaC ribonuclease Z 1. Bases 388 to 1479 code for a protein of 363 amino acids. Gene Ontology annotation, cellular component: nucleus. NCBI's taxonomy places the organism in Eukaryota, Metazoa, Chordata, Mammalia, Rodentia, Octodontidae. Gene Ontology annotation, molecular function: 3'-tRNA processing endoribonuclease activity. The record is from RefSeq and is a predicted model, not a curated record. The transcript is spliced from 4 exons.
CCGCCGCCCACCUAGCCUUUCACGGACGCGACAGGAUCUCCCAGGCUCGCGGGGGGCCGGCGCCCCGGCCUGGCCCCGGCUGCGCCUCCUGGCCAUUCACCCUCUCCCUCCGGCCCGGGUUCUUUGAGGUCUGAGGCGGAGGGGCGGUCUGUGCCUCACCUGCACAACGGCCUGACUGCCGGGCUGACGCUGGCUGCCCGAGACCGCGGAGCGCGGGUGCUCGGCCCGGCCGCCGCGACAGUCACCUGGGAAGCCUAAUAAACGUGUGAGGCCGCGUGUCGCCGGGCAUUUGUGGUCGGCACCCAGGACCCAGAACCGCGGGUCCGGGGUGUCCAGUGACAAUAUUGUGGUCACGACCGGAAUGUGCCCUUCGUGGAGGAGUCGAAGAUGUCUAUGGAUGUGACAUUUCUUGGGACUGGUGCAGCAUACCCAUCCCCGACCCGGGGUGCUUCUGCCCUGGUCCUUCGGUGUGAGGGUGAGUGCUGGCUCUUUGACUGUGGGGAAGGAACACAGACACAGCUUAUGAAAAGCCAACUGAAAGCAGGGAGAAUUACCAAGAUCUUCAUCACACAUCUUCAUGGAGACCAUUUCUUUGGCCUUCCUGGCCUCCUAUGCACAAUCAGCCUGCAGAGUGGCUCUGUUGUCAGCAAACAGCCUAUUGAAAUCUAUGGCCCUGUAGGGCUUCGGGACUUUAUCUGGCGAACAAUGGAGCUCUCUCAUACAGAGUUGGUCUUUCCUUAUGUGGUCCAUGAGCUGGUGCCUACAGAAGAUCAGUGUCCCACAGAAGAGCUAAGAGAAUUUUCACAUGUGGAUAAAGCAGACAGCUCUCAUACAGAGGGACAAGGAAGAACUAUCUUGUUAGACUCAGAAGAAAACUCAUAUCUUCUGGUUGAUGAUGAGCAGUUUAUUGUAAAAGCAUUCCGCCUCUUUCACCGAAUUCCCUCCUUUGGGUUUUCAGUUAUGGAAAAGAAACGUCCAGGUAAACUAAAUGCACAGAAGCUAAAAGACCUUGGUGUUCCGCCAGGUCCUGCCUAUGGGAAGCUGAAAAAUGGAAUUUCUGUGGUCCUGGAAAAUGGGAUUACAAUUUCUCCCCAGGAUGUCUUAAAAAAGCCUAUUGUUGGAAGAAAAAUCUGCAUAUUGGGUGAUUGCUCUGGAGUUGUGGGUGAUGGAGGAGUGAAGCUGUGCUUUGACGCUGACCUGUUGAUCCAUGAGGCAACCUUGGACGAUGCCCAGAUGGACAAAGCAAAGGAGCACGGCCACAGCACACCACAGAUGGCAGCAACAUUUGCAAAGUUGUGCCAUGCAAAGAGGCUGGUUUUGACUCACUUCAGUCAGAGGUACAAACCCGUUGCUUUGGCCAGGGAAGGAGAAGCAGAUGGCAUUGCAGAACUGAAAAAGCAAGCAGAAUCAGUAUUAGAUCUGCAAGAAGUGACUCUAGCAGAAGAUUUUAUGGUGAUUGGUAUUCCAAUCAAGAAAUGAAACCAGUGUUCCUGAAUACAUAUUGGUGUGUUGGUGACUAUGUUGCUAAACCUACAGUCCACAUUUUUGUUUUCUGUUUUUUUGUUUGAAAUUAUUGUGGCCCUAAUAAUCCUAAAAGGGAUGGAGCUGCAUUGCUGAACUGACUCAGUAAGCAACAAACUUUUUGAUAAUAAAUCAUUUCUAAAGAUUAAAAAAACACCCAGCAUUCUUCUUGAAGUACACACCUUACAAAAUAAUAGGUUCUUCAAAUAUACUCCUCAUUUUGUGGCUAGUGUCCAGACACAAGCCAGUACUCCAUGCAGUCUUGGGCCUAGUUCUGCCCAUUUUUGUUGCUGUUAUUGGUAAUGCAUAUAGGACUUGGCCUCUUGGCUAAAAAUGGUAUUUUGGCAUUUUGUGUUGAAUCUAUUUAUGUUACUAACAGAAGACAGAAAACAAUAGCAUGACAGUGACUUUGUUAGCAUACUGAAUUUAGGAUUGGACUGAGAGUCUUAGUAUUUAUUAAACUUUCUAUGGUUCUUAGUUGGGUAGUCCUCUAGGAAUUUAGAAGUUAUAGAGAUGUAUUCUUGUCAUCAGGACUGAAGAGUGGUGGUGGUGGUACUGGCAUUUAAGUCAACAGGGGUCAGGGAUGCCAGAUGUCCUACAAAGUUUGAGAUAGUCCUAUAAUCCCAACUACUCAGGAAGGCUGGGGUAGUGGAUUGAAGUCAGCCUGAUUAAUGAAGUGAGUCCCUGUCUCAGUGUAAAAUAAAAAGACAAUAGGGAUGCAUGUCAGUGAUAGAACUCUUGCCUAGCAUUCAUGAUACCCUGGGUUCAAUCCCUAGUAUCACUAAAAAGAAAAAA